This is a messenger RNA of Pyricularia pennisetigena, 1662 nucleotides long. RefSeq lists its product as uncharacterized. The record is from RefSeq and is a predicted model, not a curated record. Gene Ontology annotation, cellular component: nucleus. The coding region runs from base 1 to 1662 and encodes 553 amino acids. The transcript has 2 exons. NCBI's taxonomy places the organism in Eukaryota, Fungi, Ascomycota, Sordariomycetes, Magnaporthales, Pyriculariaceae. Gene Ontology annotation, biological process: rRNA processing. Gene Ontology annotation, molecular function: protein binding.
AUGUCUACCAUGAUAACCACUACAACUUGGGUGCCGCGAGGCUUUGCGGCACCAUUUCCCAAGAAGUAUGACUUUAACGAGGAAGAAUUUGAGCGCAUCGCGCAUCUGGCCAAGCUGCAACUGGACGAUGCCAAGGACGACCUUGAUGAGGCUCAGGCGCAGGAUGAAGCCGGUGAAGAGGGAGAUACAAAGACUGCUCGCGAGUCAAAGGACGAAAAAUCUUUGAAGGAGUCCAAGGAAUCCACAGAAAUCGACAUAAACGACGACGAUCUCAAGGAAUACGAUCUGGAACACUACGACGAUGAUGAUGAAGACCCGAAUGGAGUAGCGGGACAGGGCAUGGGUAUUUUUGGAAACGUAAAGUCGCUGGCCUACUAUGAGAACAACGAGGACGACCCUUACAUCACUCUCAAAGAUGGAAAGACGGGCGAGGACGACGAUGACAGGGAAGAUCUCCAAAUCUUGGCGACCGACAACCUGCUACUAGCCGCAAAGGUGGAAGAUGAGCUCGCCCAUCUGGAAGUCUAUGUCUACGAGGAUGCCGCCGAUAAUCUCUAUGUCCACCACGAUAUCAUGCUCCCCGCGAUACCACUGUGUGUGGAGUGGCUAGACAUCGCCGUGGAGAAGAAGGAUACUCCAAAGGAUGCAGCAGCAAAUUUUGUAGCCAUCGGCACGAUGGACCCUGAUAUCGAGAUUUGGGAUCUCGACACGAUUGACUGCAUGUACCCGAACGCGAUUCUGGGUCAGGGAAGUAACGCAGAUGAAGCAUCAGGCAGGAAGAAGAAGAAGAAGAAGUCGAAGAAGGUCAACGACGAGUUUCACGUUGACGCCGUACUAGCACUUGCGGCCAACCGAAAACACAGAAACUUGCUCGCCUCUGCAUCAGCCGACAAGACGGUCAAGCUCUGGGACCUGAACACAACCAAGUGUGCCAAGUCAUACAAGUACCACACCGACAAGGUGUGCUCAGUGGCAUGGCACCCGGUCGAAUCAACGGUGCUUCUGAGCGGAAGCUACGACCGGACUAUAGUGGCCGCCGACAUGCGCGCCCCCGAUGCCAAGGCACCCCGCUGGGGCGUCGAGAGCGAUGUCGAGAAUGUGAGGUGGGAUCCUCAUGACCCCAACUUCUUCUUCGUCUCGACAGAAAACGGAAUAAUUCACUACUACGAUGUGCGGAAUGCGCCCUCAGACCCGGCUGCCAGCAAGGCCACCUGGACUUUGCAGGCCCAUGACGAGUCUAUAUCCUCGUUCGACAUCAACCCUGUUAUUCCCGGAUUCAUGGUCACCGGCUCAACAGACAAGACCGUCAAGCUUUGGAACAUCCAGGAAUCGGGUCCGUCGAUGAUUGUUUCGCGCAACCUUGACGUCGGCAAGGUGUUCUCGACAAGUUUUGCCCCUGAUGCCGAAGUUGGCUUCCGCCUGUCGGUUGCAGGAAGCAAGGGAACCGUGACUGUGUGGGACACGAGCACCAACCCGGCCAUUCGUCGUGCAUUUGCCGGCAAAAUAGCCGACAACAAGGGCGCCGAGGUGAAGGAGAGAGUAAUUGGCGUCAACAACGCUGGAGACGACGAAGAGAGUGAUUCAGAGGACGAUGAUGACGAUGAGGACGACGACGAGGAUGGCGAUGGCUCAGACAGUGAUGAGUCUAUGAAUGACGCAUAG